CGAGCCAAUGUCAGCAGUCGCAGCAGCAACCAAUGACAAUGUCCUAGAUAAAAAGGACGUGGAAAAGAAAGCACAACAUCACAAAGCAAGAAGAAGAAACAAAAAGAAGAGCAAAAAGCAACGUCAGGAAGAAGAAGCACAACGUAAAGCUCAAUUAGAACAACAAGAAGAGAACGAAGUACCAGACGAUGUACAGAUCGAAUAUGUAGUUCAACCUGUUGAUAUGUCAUCACUAAAGAAUUUGGAUGGCAUGUCUAGCUUGGAUGACAAUACACUUCAACAGUUUUCAGAAAUCUUUAAACACUUUCAAGAAGGAAAGCCUGAAGAGAAUGAUGAAGAAUUCCCUGUCUAUGACAAUACAGCGCAAGGAGAAGACCAAGGUGAAUCUGAUGAUGAUGAAGAAAAAGACUCUGAUCAACCUUUGUCAAAGAAAAAGAUGAAAAAGAUUCAACGUUUAUCAGUAGCUGAACUAAAACAACUUGUUAAGAAACCUGAAGUAGUUGAAUGGUGGGAUGUGACAGCCAGUGAUCCUAAACUCCUUGUGGCUCUUAAAUCGUAUCGUAAUUCAGUACCAGUGCCUGCUCAUUGGAGUCAAAAGCGUAAAUAUCUUCAAGGAAAGCGUGGUAUUGAAAAACCACCAUGGGAACUGCCUGAAUUUAUCAAAGACACCGGUAUUAUGGAAAUGCGUGAUGCUGUCCGAGAAAAAGAAAGUGCAGCCGGUCUCAAAGGCAAAAUGAAAGAAAAAGUGGCUCCCAAGAUGGGCAGGCUCGAUAUUGACUAUCAAAGACUUCAUGACGCUUUUUUCAGAUUCCAGACAAGAGGCAAAUACACCAUGCAUGGUGAACUGUACUAUGAAGGUAAAGAAUUUGAGACAAGAUUAAAAGAACAAAAACCAGGUCAAUUAUCUGAGGAUCUAAAGGAAGCAUUAAACAUGCCUCCUUUGGCUCCUCCUCCAUGGCUGAUUAAUAUGCAGCGAUAUGGUCCUCCACCCAGUUAUCCUAAUCUCAAGAUUCCUGGCUUGAAUGCCCCGAUACCCGAAGGUGCGCAAUGGGGUUAUCAUCCAGGUGGUUGGGGUAGACCACCUGUAGAUGAGUACAACCGUCCUUUGUAUGGUGAUGUGUUUGGUGUGGCUCAACCUGUUACUGUUCCACCUGAGGUUGUUGAGCCUGUAGAUAAGCAAUUAUGGGGUGAACUUGAACCAGAAGAAGAAUAUGAUGAAUCAGAAGAGGAAGAAGAAGAAGAAGAGGAGGAGGAGGAGGAACAAGCACAAGAAGAGACAAGUGCUACAGAUGAUUUGGGAGAUGGUCUUGCCACUCCUUCUGGUAUACAAUCGAUUGCUUCUGGACUGGAGACACCCGAUCAUAUCGAACUACGUAAGGACCGUAAGCGAGAAGAAGAUGAAGGCCCCAAACAACUCUAUCAAGUCCUGCCUGAAGUUCAAAAGAAUAUUACUGGAUUUAUGGGCUCACAGCAUGGUUAUGAUUUAAGUACAGUAGAGAAGCCUGUGAUUGCGCCACCCCCUGGUAGACCACAGACAAAACGAAAGGCAAAUGAUGUAGAUGUGGCUAUUGAUCCUAGUGAAUUAGAAGGUGGCCUUGAUGAGGCUACAUUGCGUGCUAAAUACGAUGCUCAAAUGCGUGCCAAGUUACCAGUGGGCGAUUCAAAUGAAGACUUGUCAGAUAUGUAUGCUGAACAUGCUAGUAGACAAGCAAAGAAAGCAAAAACACAAGAAAGUCGAAAAGAAAGUAAAAAGAAAGAAUUCAAGUUUUAAUUAUAAAAUAAACAGACUAAACACAAGCAGGCAAAUAAUAAACUACUCUUUUGUUAGUCUAAUACGAGCAAAAUGUAAAUAUGUUACCAUGGCUUUCAUGCUAAGCGGAUC
This is a messenger RNA of Gilbertella persicaria, 1882 nucleotides long. RefSeq lists its product as uncharacterized. Gene Ontology annotation, biological process: mRNA splicing, via spliceosome. The record is from RefSeq and is a predicted model, not a curated record. Bases 8 to 1771 code for a protein of 587 amino acids. NCBI's taxonomy places the organism in Eukaryota, Fungi, Mucoromycota, Mucoromycetes, Mucorales, Choanephoraceae. The transcript has 4 exons. Gene Ontology annotation, cellular component: U2 snRNP; precatalytic spliceosome; catalytic step 2 spliceosome.